This is a messenger RNA of Penicillium expansum, 1359 nucleotides long. RefSeq names its product MFS transporter. Gene Ontology annotation, molecular function: spermidine transmembrane transporter activity; spermine transmembrane transporter activity. The transcript is spliced from 4 exons. The record is from RefSeq and is a predicted model, not a curated record. Bases 1 to 1359 code for a protein of 452 amino acids. Gene Ontology annotation, biological process: spermidine transport; transmembrane transport; spermine transport. Lineage: Eukaryota; Fungi; Ascomycota; Eurotiomycetes; Eurotiales; Aspergillaceae.
AUGGCUCCCAUCAUUGUUCAACAGCAUAAUGACAUCAAGGGUGGGGUGGAAAAUCCAUCGAGAUCUGCAAACCCCAAGCUCGAAGCUGCACUCGGCGAUGAGGACGCGCCAGAUGAUCAAGAUAAUUGGAAAUGGGAUGCCGAUCCAAACAAUCCCUACAACUGGCCGAAGAAGUGGAAGGUUCAACAGGUGCUGAUGAUUGCCUCAGCGGCGUUUACAACCUCACUCGGCGUGUCAAUUUUGUCGCCGGCUCAUUCGCAGUUCAUGAACGAGUUUGGGGUCAGCAGUACAGUCGCAAUCCUUCCUAUGUCGCUUUACGUGUUCGCCCUAGCGCUGGGUCCAGUAGUGGGAGGACCGCUGUCUGAGACAAUUGGAAGAUAUCCCGUUUACAUCGGCUCUGUGUUACUUGGGAGUAUAUUUACACUGGGCGUUGGACUCAGUCACACAUUUACAGCGGUCUGUGUCUUGCGGUUUCUCGCUGGCCUUUGUUUCGCACCUCCGUUGGCCAUAGCGGCAGGAACCAUCAAUGAAACGUUCGAGCCCGCCUCUCGGGCUAUCCCAUCCACUAUAUUCAUCCUGACACCUUUCCUUGGCCCUGGGCUUGGGCCUGUCAUUGGUAGCUUUUUGGUCAAUCGCAAGGGCUGGCGCUGGACUCAGUGGACUACGCUGCUUUUUGCCAUGUGUACCAUUAUCACUACGUUCAUCGCUCGAGAGACCUUCCAUCCAGUGAUCAAGUGCCGGCACUCCAAGAACCUUGGCUUGCCCUCGCCCUCACUACCACUUUCUUCCAAGCAACGAGAUUUCGCAACUGUCGCUCUUCUCCGUCCAGCUCAGAUGAUUCUUACUGAGCCCAUAGUAGCUUUAACCUGCUUGUAUGUUGCUUGUGAAUUUGCAACACUUUUCUCGUUCUUUGCUGCUUUCCCACUUGUCUUCCAAGGCAUUUACGGGUUUGGAAUAGAGGCAUCUGGUCUUGUGUUUCUUUCCAUAGUCGCCGGAUGCUUGCUUGGUGCCAUCACUGUGCUGCUAUGUGAUAUAUUGUUUUAUCGCCGAAAGGCAGCAAGCUAUCGAGGGCGCCAGGUACCACCUGAGUUUCGCCUCUACCCGUCAUUAAUUGGCAGUAUUGGGCUACCCAUUAGCCUCUUCUGGUUUGGCUGGACAUCCAGAGCUGACAUUUCAUGGGCUAGUCCGGUGACUGCCAUUACGCUAUUUGCUUGGGGAAAUAUCUGCGUCUUCGUCAGUACAGCCCAGUAUAUUGUCGACACAUAUCAUGGCUCGACGGUGGCAAGCGCGAUGAGUGCAAAUAGCCUGGCUCGGUAUGGGCUUGCAGCUGCUUUCCCUCUUUUCACAGUUCAGAAGUAG